GAAAGGCUGCGCUUUGGGCACGUGUGUUGCUUCCUCUGGCUCCGGCGCCUUUCCCCGUCCGGUGGGUCUUAUAUGUGGUAUAAGGCGUAAGGAUGAAGGCGAGAAGAAAUAAAAAGCAGGUCCCAAGCUUUCGAAAGUUGAUAAAAACUAGUAAAGUGAAACUUGAAAACAAACUAAAAAAUAAGCAAUUUAAACAACAAAGUACUAUCAAGAAGUACCGAAAAGAGCAGAGGAAACUAAGGCAAGCUGUAAAAGAUGCUGUGUCUAAAAAACCCUUCCCAUUGGAGGACCCAAAGAGCAAACGACCAGUUAAAGGGAUGGAGAGGGAAGAGGAGGACGAGGAAGACCAAGCCCUUCCGUUAGAUAUGAUGGAUGACGAUGACUUACAGCUGAUGAAAGAUUUGGGACAAAAAGCAUCUUUUCUCACAAGAGAUCUUUCUUCUAGUGAGCCAGUUCAUAUCAAGAAACGAAAGCAUGAGAGUGUGAUAGAUAAAUAUGAAAAAAUGCCAAGAACCCUGCAAACUGCACCAGAGAAGGAGUUGAUUCAUUUGCUGCCCAUCAAGGAUAAAAGUGGGAUAAUCCCACAGACGAGGGAGAAGCCAGUCACGGACAUCCAGCAAGAAGAAGAGGAUGAAGAAGAGCUGGAAGUUGAGGAAGAGGUCGUUGAGAACCCCAUUCAAGAGCUCACCAUAGAAGAACAUUUAAUUGUGAGAAAGAAGAAACUACAGGAAAAGAAAAUACAGAUUGCAACCUUGGCAUCUUCCAUACUAUCAGAUCCGGAAAGCAAUAUUAAAAAACUGAAAGAGUUGCGUUCCAUGCUAAUGGAGCAGGACCCUGAUGUGGCUGUCACUGUUCGGAAGUUGGUGAUAAUUUCACUGAUGGAGCUAUUUAAGGACAUCACUCCCUCAUAUAAAAUCCGGCCUCUAACUGAAGCAGAAAAAUCUACCAAGAUUCGUAAAGAAACCCAGAAGUUAAGAGAAUUUGAAGAAGGCCUGGUUAGCCAAUACAAAUUUUAUUUGGAAAAUCUGGAGCAAAUAGUUAAAGACUGGAAGCAAAGGAAGUUGAAGAAGAGCAAUGUGGUAUCCUUAAAGGCCUACAAAGGGUUGGCUGAAGUGGCUGUGAAAAGCCUGUGUGAGCUGCUGGUGGCCCUGCCCCAUUUUAACUUUCACAACAACAUCAUUGUCCUGAUUGUCCCCUUGAUGAACGAUGGGUCAAAAUUGGUAUCUGAAAUGUGUUGUGAAGCAGUAAAGAAACUCUUUAAACAAGAUAAAUUAGGCCAAGCUUCUCUUGGUGUAAUUAAAGUGAUUUCUGGUUUUGUAAAGGGCAGAAAUUAUGAAGUUAGGCCAGAGAUGCUAAAAACAUUUUUAUGCCUGCGAAUCAAGGAAGUAGAAGUGAAAAAAGACACAGAGGACAUUAACAAACCAAAAAAGUUCAUGACUUUCAAGGAAAAGAGAAAAACUCUAUCAAGAAUGCAAAGAAAGUGGAAGAAAGCAGAGGAGAAACUGGAGCGGGAACUUCGGGAAGCUGAAGCUUCGGAGAGCACCGAGAGAAAGCUGAAGCUGCACACAGAGACUCUGAACAUAGUGUUUGUGACCUACUUCAGAAUAUUGAAGAAGGCCCAGAGGUCACCUCUUCUGCCAGCGGUUCUAGAAGGUCUUGCCAAGUUUGCACAUCUUAUAAAUGUGGAAUUUUUUGAUGAUUUAUUAGUGGUUCUUCAUACCCUCAUUGAGUCUGGUGACCUGAGUUAUCAAGAAAGUCUUCACUGUGUUCAAACUGCUUUUCAUAUUCUUUCUGGGCAAGGUGAUGUUCUAAAUAUCGACCCGAUGAAAUUCUAUACACAUCUCUACAAAACGUUGUUUAAAUUACAUGCAGGUGCUACCAACGAUGGUAUUGAGAUUGUACUCCACUGCCUUGAUGUCAUGCUAAGCAAGCGCAGAAAGCAGGUUUCUCAUCAGCGAGCUCUUGCCUUCAUCAAGCGCCUUUGUACGCUUGCUCUGCAGGUUCUUCCAAAUUCAAGCAUUGGCCUUUUAGCAACUACCAGAAUACUGAUGCAUACUUUUCCCAGAACGGAUCUGUUGCUUGAUAACGAGUCUCAGGGCAGUGGGGUGUUCCUGCCUGAGCUGGAGGAGCCAGAGUACUGUAACGCCCAGAACACCGCGUUGUGGGAGCUGCAUGCACUUCGGAGACAUUACCAUCCUGUUGUGCAAAGAUUUGCAGUUCACCUACUUGCUGGGGCACCGUCUGAAGGCUCCGAGGCCCUCAAGCCUGAGCUGAGCCGAAGAUCUGCAGUUGAACUUUUUGAGGCUUACAGCAUGGCAGCAAUGACAUUCAACCCUCCUGUUGAACCUUCAAACUCCAAAAAGAAGGAUAAACUUUUACAAGGGGACUCAUUUUUGAAUGAAGAUUUAAAUCAACUAAUCAAAAGAUAUUGCAAUGAAGUUACUACUGAGAUACCACUGGAUUUCACCAAAUGUUUGAAAACAUCUGUACAGUAGUACAAAGGUGAAGAGUCAGUGGACUGUCUUAUAUAUCUGUAUGUGUCUGUGCAGCUACACGAGGGCCUUUUUCUUUGUGUUGAAGGAAAACUUCCUAAGGAUGACUAUAGGAUGACUGAAGCAGAGCCCACAGAAGACACUGCUGUUGGUUUGCUGUUUAUGGCUUGCUUUUAUGUACAGCCCCGGCCAACUUGCUCAGGAGUGGCACUGUCCACUAUGGGCUGGGCCCUACCACAUUAGUCACUAAUUCUAUAAAUGCCCUACAGACAUGCCCACAGGCAAGUCUGAUGGAGGCAG
Messenger RNA from Cricetulus griseus (Chinese hamster), 2792 nucleotides. RefSeq names its product NOC3 like DNA replication regulator (gene Noc3l). Gene Ontology annotation, cellular component: nucleolus. Gene Ontology annotation, molecular function: chromatin binding. Gene Ontology annotation, biological process: DNA replication initiation. Lineage: Eukaryota; Metazoa; Chordata; Mammalia; Rodentia; Cricetidae. The record is from RefSeq and is marked provisional.